AUGGCUGAUCCCUUUUUUGACCGCACUGGAACAGUCGAUCUCUUAGUUGGAGGGGGCAUCUUCUUCGAGUUACUCGAACCAAGCAGAGUUCAGCUCCAGGUAAGGACAGCUUAUCUCCAGGAUACAAGGUUUGGGUGGGUGGUGACAGGUGAAGUCAACACCACUUACUUACUGUCGAUGAAGACUGCCGGCGAAAUUUUUGACGAGGAGUUUAGGUCAUUGUGCAGCUGUCAGUCAACUGGUUAUGGACUCGAGUCUAAAGCUAAUAAGAGAACCUUAGAGGAAAACAAGGUAUUGCAGCACUUCAAGGAAACAGCCAAGCGUGACGAGACUGGUAGAUUUAUAUUGCGUCUUCCAUUUAAGUCAGAGGUGCAUGAGCUUGGAAGCACAUUAGAAAUGGCCAGGACUAGAUUUUUAAGUGUCGAGCGAAGAUUACAGAGAGACGAGAAGUUAAAACUGCAAUAUGUACGAUUCAUGAAGGAAUAUUUAGAUAUGGGGCAUAUGGAGAGAUUCCGUGAAGAAUCGAACGUCUCCAGAGAUGUAUUCUAUCUGCCGCAUCACCCAGUACUGAAGCUUUCGAGCCUCACGACGAAAUUGCGUGUCGUUUUUGACGCCUCAGCUAAGAGUUCAUCAAGCCGUUCCUUAAAUGAUGUACUUAUGUGUGGCCCAAGCGUGCAGGACGACUUAUGUGCAAUUUUGAUGCGUUUUCGCAAGUAUCAGUUCGUAAUAACUGCCGACGUUGAGAAAAUGUUCCGACAAAUUAAGAUAGACCCAAGUGAUCGAGACUUCCAGAGGGUACUUUGGAGACUAGCACCAGAUGAAGCAUUGGAAACCUAUCGACUUACGACUGUGACUUAUGGGACCACACCCGCCUCCUUCAUGGCCACAAACUGCCUCGUGUCGCUGGCCGAGAGUUCAAAACAUACUAAUCCAGAAGCAUCUGUAAUAAUACAGCGUGACUUUUAUAUGGAUGACCUGAUGUCCGGAGCGGACACUAUUGACGAGUGCUUCCGGCUCCAACAGCGGAUAAGUGCCAUUCUCGCUUCAGCAAAUCUACCGUUAAGAAAAUGGUGCUCGAACUCGUCCGAACUUCUAAGGCACAUAGGCAAAUCCAGCAACGAUCCAUUAUUCGCUUUACAGAUCAGAGCCGAGGAUAUUGUUAAAUCGCUUGGUCUCAGUUGGAAACCAGAAGCAGAUGAAUUUCGAUUUUUUGUACAACAUGAUCCGUCAAGAGCAAGGAGUACAAAAAGAUUGCUGUUGUCGGAUCUAAACUGA
Molecule: messenger RNA, 1275 nt
Organism: Diuraphis noxia (Russian wheat aphid)
Lineage: Eukaryota; Metazoa; Arthropoda; Insecta; Hemiptera; Aphididae
Source: RefSeq, a predicted model, not a curated record